Messenger RNA from Rotaria sp. Silwood1, 849 nucleotides. The record is from the annotation of a GenBank genome assembly. Lineage: Eukaryota; Metazoa; Rotifera; Eurotatoria; Philodinida; Philodinidae.
AUGGGAUUUUUUGUUCGUGAUGUCCAUAACAACAUCACUAAACUUCAUGCUCAACAGUGCGUUGAACUUUCAUCCUCUAGCUCAUUUACUAUUUAUCGUGGUCAAGGGCUACCAAAAGCUGAUUUUGAUCAAUUGAUCAAGACGCAAGGUGGACUUUUAUCAUUUAAUAAUUUCUUAUCGGCUAGUACGAAGCGUACAGUAUCUCUCAACUUUGUUCGUCGAAUUGUCGAAACAUCCGAUUUCGUUGGUAUCGUAUUUGCUAUGAAUAUUGAUCCAUCCAUCGAGUCAACAUCAUUCGCUAACAUUAGUGAAGUUAGUUAUUUCAAACGAGAAGAAGAGUUUCUCUUCUCUAUGCAUUCCGUUUUUCGCAUUGGACCAAUGAAAGAAAUUGAUAGAAAUGAUCGUCUUUGGCAAGUUGACUUAACGUUGACUAGUGGCAAUGACUCAGAACUGCAUGCAAUUACUGAACAGAUACGCAAAGAGAUCUAUCCUGAAAAGAAAGGAUGGAAUCGUUUGGGUAACUUAUUCAUUCAAUUGGAACAGUUCAACAAAGCCCAAGAAUUAUAUGAUAUGCUGCUUGAACAAAAAAUGACUGAUCAUGAAAAAGCAUUAACAAGUCAUAUGCUCGCCAUAGUCAAGUAUCGUCAAGGUGAACAUGCUGAUGCUAUUGACUAUUAUCAAAAAUCUAUUGAGACUAUGAAGAAUAGUUUCUCUCCAGUAGACGCCGAUUUAGCUGAUUCUUACACUGGAAUAGGCAAUAGUUCAUUGGAUGUGGAUGUACCUGAUGAAAAGACUAAUACUGCACACUCACACUCUAGGCUACAAUCUAAAUCAGAUGAAGAACUUUAA